AUGGAUCAACAAUUUCUCAUGGCGGCUAGAACCGGAAACUUAAACCUCAUCAAGCAACUCGUAGAUGCUGAAACCAACAUCCUAAACGCCAUCACUCCACGCAACACUGCUCUUCACAUGGCUGCACGAUUCGGACACAAAGAUUUGGUGGAACAGAUAAUAAAUUGGCAUCCGAAUCUCAUCCACAAGACCAACCUCAAUGGUGAAACACCCUUUCAUGUAGCCGCAAAGGCCGGACGGUUCGAUGUUAUUCUCUUGUUCAAGGCUACUGUGGAAGAUAUAGCAAGGGUCAGAGACAAGCAUGGCGACACCCCUUUACAUUGUGCUGUCAGAAAUAAUCAUAAGUUGGUUAUAUGGCUAGUGGUAGACGGAGAUCAGGAAGCUUUGAGGCUAGUCAACAAUGCCGGGGAAUCUCCGCUUGUUGUCGCCAUUGAUUUAGGCUUAACUAAUGUUGCUCACAGCAUCAUAUUUGGAAAUCCAUCCACUCUUGAUCAUAGAGGAAACAAUGGCCAAACACCGCUGCACCGUGCCGUCUUAAGCCGCGAUCUGGCUAUCGUGGACAGAAUCCUGGUUUUGAAACCAGAGUUGAUCACCAUGCAAGAUGGGAAAGGGAGAAAUCCCCUUCACUAUGCUGUUUCCUUGGGUGACUAUGAAAUGGUUAAGAAAUUACUAGAAUGCAAUAGUUCAGCUGCAUAUCAAGUAGAUAAUAAUCGACAGAUACCUCUCCACUUUUCUGCCAAGAAUGGUCAAGUAAGCUUGUUGAAGCUGCUGCUAAAUCCUUGCCCGGACACCGUUGAGAUGAUCAACAAUGAGCAAUGGAAUAUUCUCCACCUUUCUGCUAAAAAUGGGUACGUGAAUGUAGUAUUGUAUGUCUUGGAUUUGCCUGAAGCUGAAGAUUUGGUUAAUGGAUCAGAUAUUGCUGGAAACACCCCUUUGCAUCUUGCAGCAAUGAACUUCCUUAGCAAUGUGGUCUAUUUUUUGUCAAGGAAUUCAAAGGUGAACAUUAGGGUAAUGAAUCAGAAUUCUCAGACAGCUUUGGAUGUUGUCUAUUCAAUUGAAGAUGGUGGGAUGGAACUACAAAAGCACUUGACCUUAAAGGCUUUGAAGAGUUCUUAUACGAAGAGAGCUGGCGAUCUCCUUCAAGACGGAGGAUUCGUCGAUACAGAUGUCGAGAAAACAAACAAAAUCGGACAAAAAAGCAGGGAAAUGGCGACAACUAUGUUGCUGAUGGCAACACUGAUUGCUACAUUUACAUUCACAGCAGCUUUUACAAUCCCUGGAGGUUUCAAAAACAAUGGUCCAGACGAGGGUAUGUCGACAUUACUCGGUAAGUCUGCCUUUAAAGCAUUCGUAGUCACGGAUUCGAUUGCCUUCACCUCAUCAAUGACUGCAGCAGUGCUGGUUUUCUGGUCAUCUUCAUAUCAAGUCACUGAAUCAUUCAUGGACACACUUCCUUUCGCCAUUGCUUUUACUUGGAUUGCACUUGUGGCGAUGGCAUUGGCAUUCGUUACGGGAUUGUUCGUAGUGUUGUCCAAGACCUUGUGGCUUGCCAUACUGGUUUGUUUCAUCGGUUGUGCAUCGCCUGCAAUUCUUUACUUAUUUGGACCGUUGUUUCUCCUCGUGUUCGAUCGCUUGUCAUCUUCUUCGACCUCUCUCGCUCGCCGACGUAACAUACUUGAAGACAACCCGUUUUUGUUUAUCUUUCGAUUGACAAAGAUGAUUUACUGA
Gossypium raimondii (Peruvian cotton) is the source of this 1728-nucleotide messenger RNA. Its product is annotated as protein ACCELERATED CELL DEATH 6-like. Gene Ontology annotation, cellular component: plasma membrane. Lineage: Eukaryota; Viridiplantae; Streptophyta; Magnoliopsida; Malvales; Malvaceae. The record is from RefSeq and is a predicted model, not a curated record. Gene Ontology annotation, molecular function: protein phosphatase 1 binding; protein phosphatase regulator activity.